Molecule: messenger RNA, 2877 nt
Organism: Lytechinus pictus (painted urchin)
Lineage: Eukaryota; Metazoa; Echinodermata; Echinoidea; Temnopleuroida; Toxopneustidae
Product: piggyBac transposable element-derived protein 4-like
Exons: 1
Coding region: 1565-2719 (384 amino acids)
Source: RefSeq, a predicted model, not a curated record
UUGUGUAUUACCCCCCACAAAAAUGAUAAAGAACUUCUAACACAUGAAUCAAUAAGUGGGACUGUACUAACAAUUUGGUUGCUAGGGAUUAGGCCUAGACUGAGUCUAUAAUAGUACAGACUAAAUCUACACCAAAAAUUUCAGUUCAGUGUUUGACUGGGCCAGAAACAAGGGAUCAGAAGUUAAUAAGAUAUGAUCAAGAUUUCGCAGCAAAGAUUUGAUUUAACUGCAUUUAUAGACUAGAAAGAAUUUGAUUUCCUUACAAAUUUUUUUUUUUUCCAAUGGAACUUUACAGUCCCUUUUGGCUACAAAUUUUGAUAUUUGGUUAGAAUUAUUUUAGAAAAAUGUCCUUGCCAUUUCUUGUUAUAUAUAUAUUUUUUCUGAUGGUCUGUCAAAUGUUCCACUUUACUCUUACAUUUAUUUAUUACAUUAUAUUUUGGCCGUCAUGUUAAGAUUGUGCAUAUGCCCGAGCUUCCUUUAUAUUCAUGUUUAAAAUCACAGCUGGUUGCAAAAUUUAAAUAAAAAUCCAAAAUAUGCAUUUAUUUUUUCAUUUAUUUAUUCAUGACCGGUGUGUUGGCUCAAAUGGUAGAGCGUCCGUCUCACAACCGGGAGGUCGGGGGUUCAAACCCCGGCCGCGUCAGACCAAAAGACGUUAAAAGAUGGGAGUUGCUGCUACCCUGUUUGGCGUUCAACAAUUAAAGGGAUAGAGCCUUGUCGAUCUGGCGCUUCGGAGUAUUUAAUUUCAUGUCUAUUUCGAACAAUAAAUUAUGGAUUAAAUCAUUUAUCAUUUAUUUGUUUUCUUUUAAUUUGAAAACUUGUGAAAAAUGUAUUAUUGAUAAUCAUUACGAUAUAUACUUUGUAUAAUCAUUGACUCUACUUUUACAUCUUUUCUCUCUUCAGGUUAGGUGUGCUGCAGCAACACUCCAGAUUGAACAAGUGGACGGAUACGACUCCUGCAGAGCUGAAGGCCUUUAUAGCUCUUCAAAUGGCGAUGGGCCUCGUGACGAAGCCUGCUACCGACCAGUACUGGGAGGAAAACUGGCUUCUCGGCACACCUGGAUUCUCUACAGUCAUGUGUCGUAAUAGGUUAGUAUCUAUCAUUAUCUGUGUUUUCCAUUUAUUCAUUUAUCUUGUGAUCAAGACAUUUGUGUUAACAAUCUAGAUUUUUUGUGUGAUUCAUUUCAUCAUUUAUGUUAUAAUUAAUCUGUAGGGUGGAUAUUGAUGGGAUGAGUGGGGUCUCAGCUGACUUGAAAAUGCAGAGAGGAAGGGGUGGGGGCAAAAAGAAAGUAAACUAAGUUUAUUCUAAUAAAGUCAGAGAGGGAGGGGAAGGAAUAUGAAUAGUAACAUUUUGCUGUUUCUGUCAAUUUAGGGGAAGCAUUAAAUUGGAAACAUUUUUCUCUUGUUUGGAAAACAUUUGUUGUUUCAGAUAUUUGCAUUUUACAUUCUAAUUUUUAAUUGAUGUAAAAACAAUAUAUUAAUUUUAGAGUAAAUAAAAUCAAUUUUGUAGAAACUAAAUUAUGUUAUAUUUUUAAAAUGUAUUUUCAGGUACCAACUGCUGAACUCCAUGCUGCACCUGGUCGACAAUGAGCUAAGGAUUCCCCGCGGUCAACCCGGUUAUGAUCCUCUGUUCAAGAUCCAGCCUGUUAUAGCCCUUGUUCGCCCAACAUACCAGCAGUCUUUUUCACCAGGUCGUGAACUCGCGGUCGACGAGAGCUUGGCACCGUUCAAGGGGAGACUCUCUUUUCGACAAUAUAUGCCUAUGAAGCCGAAGAAGUUCGGUGUAAAGUUCUGGGUUAUUACCGACUCAUCCAACGGUUUCUGUCUGGAUUGGAAUGUAUACACCGGCAAGGAGGAAGGGAGAGGAGGAGACGGUUUAAGCACCAAGGUCGUCAAAGACCUGACUCGGCCUUAUGCUGGGAGUGGACGCCAUGUAUACAUGGACAAUUUUUAUACAUCGCCACAGUUAUUCGAUGACCUGAAGGAAGUGAAUAUUGGUGCAUGUGGGACCCUCCGUCUCAACCAUAGGGGAAUACCGCCAAUGAUGAGGGAAGCAUCUGCCGCAGCCAGGAAAGGAGACCCACCGAAAUUCUUCCGGAGAGGUGACCUUCUGGGUGUCACAUGGCAUGAUACAAAGCGGGUCAGCGCUCUCUCAACGGUCCAUCCAUCUGGAUGUCAACAGAGGCAGGUGCGUGACAGGAGAUCAGCAGGAGGGAUUCGUCAAGUCACCAAGCCAACUGCAAUCUGCGGCUACAACUCAUCAAUGGGAGGAGUGGACUUACUUGACCAGCGUAUGUCAUACUAUCGCUAUCCUCACCGUCACAUCAACUGGUAUAUGGUGGUAUUUCAAUUUUUACUAGAAGUAGCACUCGUCAACGGAUAUCUCGCCUAUCGUCUGGCUACGGGCUCUUCUGUGUCAACAAGGAAGUUUCGGAUGGAGGUCAUCAACGGACUCGUCAAUGGCUUCCUGAAGAAGCCAGCAGGUCGCCCAAAGGUACUAAGAGAAUCGACACGUGACAACCGGGAUGCCCUGAGAUAUGAAGGCCAACACUUCGCGGGGAAGAGAUGCUCUGGUGGGAAGGGGAGAUACUACCCAGACUGCGUUGUUUGCUCUAAGAAGAACGGAAAUGGACGCAAGACAACUUCCUACUAUUGCAAGCGAUGCCAACUGCCCAUGUGCUUGGAACCGUGCUUCCAGAACUACCACUCUCCACGCGCUUGAACACUGAAUAGUUCACUGACUUGGCCCAUGUGAUGUCUUGGUUUUGUUACCUCUUUUAUCUAAAGGACUCUAUGCCAUGGCAGUAUCAUUAGUGCAAUCCUAAUAAUUGUGCAAUGUUGUUUCUUAUUGUUUUAUCAUGUAUCCAUUGUUUACUCUUA